GGGCAGGUAGGAUCUCGUGCACCACACUCGCUAGCCUGACACUCCGCAGGCCGGGUGGGACGUCGCUGCGGCUCUUAGGUCAUCGUUGUCCCGUGUGACCUGCUCGGGCGGACGAGAUGGGCGUCGAAGUGGGAGCGGCGAGCCGCUUGCUGUUCCUGUGGCUGGUCUGCUCGCUCCAGCUCGUCACAGAUGCCACAGGCCUGCAGCGGUCCCUGCAGACUUACCCCGUGGCCAGCCAGGGUUUGUCCUUCCAGUCAGCGUCCUAUGGCACAGGAUCCCAGCAGUCUUACGCCCAAGGGUACUCCGGCCUGGAUCCCUUCUGCGGCGCUCCUGACGGCCUUUUCCCCCACGACUGGGACUGUCAGCAGUUCUUCUCGUGCUCCAACGGCCGCGGGUGUCUCAUGACGUGUCCGCGCGGCACCAUCUUCCACAGGUUGCUCAAUGUGUGCGUGUGGCCCCACCAGGCCUCGUGCGUGAAGAAGCCAGGUUCUGUGCCGUCCACCUGGCCGCCGCUGAAGAAGUGCUCUGAGAUCCAGGCAGGUGGCAGUCAAGCACCACCGAAGCCGCCUAAGCCACCUGUUCCCCCAACUCCACCUCGGCCGCCUCUCCCACCCCCUACGCAGUCGCCACCCUCACCCCCCAGGCCACCGACUCCCCCUACUCCACCACCCCGACCCCCAACGACACCUCCCCCGCCGCCGCCGACGCCGCCGUCGACAACCCCUCGUCCUACAACUGCCCGCCCGUCCACCACUGCACGACCGCCUUACCCUACUCCUUCACGCCCGUCGUCGACCUCACGACCACCAUACCCUACUCCUUCACGCCCGUCGUCGACCUCACGCCCACCUUACCCCAUCACGCUGCCCCCACGCCCACCCCCAACGACCCCCCGACCCAUUUUCCCCAUAACGCCCCACCCUUGUCCUUGCGCGACGCAGCCCACGCACCCCAUUGACGUCCAUCCGCCUAAACCUGUCGAUCCAGGACCAGUCACUCAGCCCAUAGGCGUGGGACGACCUCCACAGCCUGCUCCGGUUCAACCCAUAGGUAUAACAUGGCCUCUUCCUGUAGGUGUAGAUCCAGGACAGCCUCAUCCUGUGGGAAAACCUCCUCAACCCGGGAGCUCAGGACGACCUCCUCAUCCAGGACAGCAUCCUCACCCUGUAGGCAUAGGACGACCCCCUCACCCCACUCAUCCAGAACGACCCCCUCACCCCAUUGAUCCAGCACGACCUCCUCACCCCAUUGAUCCAGGACGACCCCCCCACCCCAUUGAUCCUGGACGACCCCCUCACCCCAUUGAUCCUGGACGACCUCCUCACCCCAUUGAUCCAGCACGACCCCCUCACCCCAUUGAUCCAGGACGACCCCCUCACCCCAUUGAUCCUGGACGACCCCCUCACCCCAUUGAUCCAGGACGACCCCCCCACCCCAUUGAUCCAGGACGACCCCCCCACCCCAUUGAUCCUGGACGACCCCCCCAUCCCAUUGAUCCAGGACGACCCCCUCACCCCAUUGAUCCAGGACGACCUCCUCACCCCAUUGAUCCUGGACGACCUCCUCACCCCAUUGAUCCAGGACGACCCCCCCACCCCAUUGAUCCAGGACGACCUCCUCACCCCAUUGAUCCAGGACGACCCCCCCACCCCAUUGAUCCAGCACGACCCCCUCACCCCAUUGAUCCAGGACGACCCCCCCACCCCAUUGAUCCUGGACGACCCCCUCACCCCAUUGAUCCAGGACGACCCCCUCACCCCAUUGAUCCAGGACGACCCCCUCACCCCAUUGAUCCAGGACGACCCCCUCACCCCAUUGAUCCAUCACGACCUCCUCACCCCAUUGAUCCUGGACGACCCCCUCACCCCAUUGAUCCUGGACGACCCCCCCACCCCAUUGAUCCAGGACGACCCCCCCACCCCAUUGAUCCAUCACGACCUCCUCACCCCAUUGAUCCUGGACGACCCCCUCACCCCAUUGAUCCUGGACGACCCCCCCACCCCAUUGAUCCAGGACGACCCCCUCACCCCAUUGAUCCAUCACGACCUCCUCACCCCAUUGAUCCUGGACGACCCCCUCACCCCAUUGAUCCUGGACGACCCCCCCACCCCAUUGAUCCAGGACGACCCCCCCACCCCAUUGAUCCAGGACGACCCCCCCACCCCAUUGAUCCAGGACGACCUCCUCACCCAAUUGAUCCAGGACGACCCCCCCACCCCAUUGAUCCAGGACGACCUCCUCACCCCAUUGAUCCAGGACGACCUCCUCACCCCAUUGAUCCUGGACGACCUCCUCACCCCAUUGAUCCAGGACGACCCCCCCACCCCAUUGAUCCAGGACGACCUCCUCACCCCAUUGAUCCAGGACGACCCCCACACCCCAUUGAUCCAGGACGACCUCCUCACCCCAUUGAUCCAGGACGACCCCCCCACCCCAUUGAUCCAGGACGACCCCCCCAUCCCAUUGAUCCAGGACGACCUCCUCACCCAAUUGAUCCUGGACGACCCCCCCACCCCAUUGAUCCAGGACGACCCCCUCACCCCAUUGAUCCUGGACGACCUCCUCACCCCAUUGAUCCAGGACGACCUCCUCACCCCAUUGAUCCAGGACGACCCCCUCACCCCACUGAUCCAUGGCCUGUAGGAAAACCUCCUCAACCCGGGGGCUCAGGACGACCUCCUCAUCCAGGACAGCAUCCUCAGCCUGAUGGCACAGGACGACCCCCUCACCCCAUAAUCUUCCCUCCCACAGUGUCCCCUCCCCCCCCAGUGUGCCUCUACCCUCCCCACCUGUGCACCCCCCGGCCCCCCACCCCCCGUCCUCCCCCCCCUCCCAUUGACCAGUUCCCCCCGUCCGUGCCCGAACCCACCGACGUGCCAACCCACCCGACCAUUCCCCCUUCGGUAAUCGACACUCUGGGGGGUUCGUCGGAGUGUUGCGAAUGUAAGGACGACGACGACGACGACGACGACGACGACAGAUAUCGGUCGAAAUUAGUUUAUUCGGCGAACCAGCUGGGAGACAGGGCCCCCGUGGUGGUCGUGGUGGGCAACCCUGGCACCAACGACCUGGACUGGCUCUCACGGAUUCUCCGGAGUGGCAAAUAGAGUACGACACACGUGGGUCGAUCUGCCUCCCCAACGUCUCAUCGCUAAGGAAAAUGAAAUGAACGAUUGUGGUUUAUUGAAGGGAAAGCAUGAAGGUUAGGAAGGGGGACAGCGGAGCCACAUGCUAAUCAUUUGGGCAUUUUCUCAUGACACUGAGUUGGGGGAUUCACACCAGUAUUCCAAGGGCUCUGGCUCUGAAAGACACUGGAGUUCAAUCUCUCUUGCGCGCUUGUUAUUAUGUACAUUUCCAUUUGAUAGCGUAACCUGACAUAAUGCAUUCAUACUAAGAGUGUACAGGUGUGUCAUAUCUUCAUUUUUAUGUUAGUAAUUUUACUCUUUUGCCAAAGUUUGUGGCAUUAAAAGACUUUUUUUUAACUAACACAACUAACUGCAACUGAAGGAGCAGUUUGUUACGACUAUAUGUAGCGUGUUUGUGCACACGCUGAGAGAACUCACAUUCCAAUAUGCUUUUAAAAUUCUGUUACAUCUAACUACCGAGUAUGGAGUUAAGGUGCUUGUCUCCAUUUAUUACCAAAAUUUCUUGUUAAAAAAAGACAAACAAUCUUUGCUAUAUGAAAUGCUGUAGCCCCGCAAAUCUUUUCCAAAUAAUUAAGCUUCCAAAAGUAUUCCCAGAUAAGAAAUAAUCCUAUGUAAGGAGCUUAACGAAUGUGGCAUUACACGUGUCUCUACACUGUAGGUUUUGCGAUAACAAUUCUUGUCGAUAUAUGAUAAAAACAAAAUGUAAUGUCUCUGUUAGCUAUUGCUUACUGAUAAUCGACAUAUCAUAUUGUGUACUGUCCGAUGUAAUUAUGUCGCUUUGUUUACAUUUAAUAAUAAAGAGUAAUAAUAAAC
Molecule: messenger RNA, 3959 nt
Organism: Penaeus indicus
Lineage: Eukaryota; Metazoa; Arthropoda; Malacostraca; Decapoda; Penaeidae
Product: basic proline-rich protein-like
Exons: 5
Coding region: 117-3107 (996 amino acids)
Cellular component (GO): extracellular region
Molecular function (GO): chitin binding
Source: RefSeq, a predicted model, not a curated record